AUGAGUUUCCCCCCUGCGCCCUCCCUUCCCCCAAUUCCCCCCCUACUUCCCCUUGUUUUCCCCUUUUGCUUCCCCUGCUUUUCCCCCCUGCAUCCCCUCUUUCCCCCCCCUGCAUCCCUUCCUUUCUCCCCAUGCAUCCACCCCUUUCCCCCCUUGCUUCCCCUCCUUUUCCCCCCUCCAUCCCCUCCUUUCCCCCCCGUGUUUCCCCUCCUUUUUCCCCGGCCGCUCCUUUUCUCCCUUGCUUCCCGUCCUUUCCCCCCCUUGCAUCCCCUCCUUUCCACCCCUGCAUCCCCUCCUCCGUUCCCUUGCUUCCCCUCCUUUCCUCCCCUGCGUCCCCUCCUUUCCCCCCCUUUUUCCCCUCCUUUCCGCCCCUGCCCCUCCUUUCCCCCACUGCUUCCCCUCCUUUCUCCCCUUGCAUCCCCUCCUCCGUUCCCCCACUGCUUCCCCUCCUUUCUCCCCUUGCAUCCCCUCCUCCGUUCCCCCACUGCUUCCCCUCCUUUCUCCCCUUGCAUCCCCUCCUCCGUUCCCCCACUGCUUCCCCUCCUUUCCCCCCCUUGCAUUCCCUCCUUUCCCCCCAUGUUUCUCCUUCUUUCCGCCCCUGCAUCCCCUACUUUCUCUCCCUGCUUCCCCUCCUUUUCCCCCUGCUUCCCCUCCUUUUCCCCCCUCCCUCCUUUCCCCCCCUGCAUCCCCUACUUUUCCUCCCUGCUUCCCCUCCUUUUCCCCCCUGCUUCACCUCCUUUUCCCCCCGUGCUUCCCCUCCUUUCCCCCCCUGCAUCCCCUCCUUAUGCUCCCUUCCCUUGCUUACCCUCCCUCCCCGUACCCACAGUUUCCACUUUCCACCUCCAGCGCUUAGAACUACUUGUUUCCAACAUCUGCCUCACCCCAUCUCUGCCUCACCCCAUCUCUGCCUCACCCCAUCUCUGCCUCAUCCCAACUCUGCCUCACCCCAUCUCUGCCUCACCCCAUCUCUGCCUCUCUUCCCUUUCUCUCCCCAUCCAUCCCCUACGCAUCCCUUCUCUCCCCCCAUCCAUCCUCUACGCAUCCGUUCUCUCCCCAUCCCUCCUGCAGGUUUGGGGCAGUAUGACGGACGGCAACGGGCAGAUUUGCUAUGCAGAAAUGAAUGUGGUGCUGCUGGAGUUGACCUCCAAUGAUUGGUCCGCCUGGCAGCCCCAAAAGCUUGUGGUGUCCUGGAAAGGCGAGCUGCUGCGUGCACCCUUUCCUCGUUCGGCUAUCCUCCCCAUUGCCUGCCAGCACCGUCACAUUUCCCGCAUCGCCUAUAAGUAG
This is a messenger RNA of Closterium sp. Naga37s-1, 1284 nucleotides long. NCBI's taxonomy places the organism in Eukaryota, Viridiplantae, Streptophyta, Zygnematophyceae, Desmidiales, Closteriaceae. The record is from the annotation of a GenBank genome assembly.